Messenger RNA from Nycticebus coucang (slow loris), 9477 nucleotides. RefSeq names its product crystallin beta-gamma domain containing 1 (gene CRYBG1). The record is from RefSeq and is a predicted model, not a curated record. The transcript is spliced from 22 exons. NCBI's taxonomy places the organism in Eukaryota, Metazoa, Chordata, Mammalia, Primates, Lorisidae. The coding region runs from base 250 to 6669 and encodes 2139 amino acids.
CGAGGGGACGCUGCGCCGGGGCCGGGCGGUCGCCACCGCCCAGAGAGCUCGUGCUGCUGUGCUGCCCUGUGCUGCACUCCGUCCUCGUCCGCUAACCCUUUGCCGUCCCCCGCACCGGUGACGAGGGGGCGGGGUCCGGCGGCGAGCUGGGAAAGGCGGGAGCGCUGGCGCCCAGGCGUGUUCUUCCACAGGGGCCGGGCGGCGCAGAGGACAGGGUCCGAGCAGUCGGAGGAGGAGGAGGACCAGAAGAUGCCGCUGCCGCUGCUACCCCAGGGGGAAGCCGGGGAGUCCAGCCCGUCCCGGGCCUCCAAGAAGCACGGCGCUUUCCACAUCUGGCGCUCCAAAAAGAAGCAGCAGCCUCCGCCGUCGGCCUGCGGCGUGUUCGUCCCGCACCCGCCGCCCGCGCUGGUCCCCGAGGCCAGAGCUCUGGAGGUGGCAGAUGGAAGCGCUGUGGCUGGGGAGUCCCAGGAAGGCGCACUGCUCUGUGGGGAGUCUCAGUUCUUUUGUACCACCCGGGAGGCAUCUGGUCCUUUCCCCACAGAGUCUGGAAUGUUGAAAAAGUCCAGAGCACAACCAGCAGAAGAGAACAGAAGGAAGCCAGUUUUGGGGAAACUUGGCACUCUAUUCGCGACAGGAAGGAGAAGGAACAUCAGGAACGGUCUAGAGAGUCCCACCAGCUCGAUUGCUAAACCAGUCUCCCCCAAAUUUGUAACCUCUUCUAAACUCCCUGAAAGAGAGAGUGAGAAGAGUAAAUCUCAGAGCAGCCAACCAAAGCAAACGGACGCGAGCGAGGAGGGCGCCCCGCUGCAGAGGCCCCUUGAGGCAGACGGCGAGACUGGCUGCGUCCAGGCAGCACCCCCUGACGCCGAGCUAUCACCUUGCUCUAGCAGCAGUGCAGCGGCUACAGCUGUGCAGCAGUGCCCUGAAAGUGAUUCACCCCAAUUAGAACCUCUGGAAGCAGAGGGAGAGACUUUCCCAGAUGCCACCGCUGGUGCCAAGCAGCUGCAUUCCUCACCCGGGAAUUCCUCCAGGCAAGAGGAGUUAGAGACGCCCUCCCGCAAUCCGAGGGAGGACGCUUCGCUCCGCUCUGCCUGCGAACAGGAGAUUUCUCCGGGUGCAAGGGGUGUGUCGGGGUCGCCCACCCGGGAGCGUGGGGCGGGAGGUCUAGGCGAGGCCCUUGACGGAGUCCCCAGAGUGUGUGCCGAGGGAGGCUCUCCGGAGCUCCUAGACGGGCGCAGCCAGCCCCUCGAGGACGCAUCUGCUCUGCCAGGUGACCCUUCAAACAAGGGGGCCGAGAGCAGUCCCGGUUCCGGGCAGGCCAGCGGCACAGCCCGGCCCGGAGGGAGUGAUUCCCGGGCGGGCGAGCGCACGCAUCCCGCCACGGUGUUGACUUUGGACAUAUACUUGAGUAAGACUGAAGUGGAACAGGUGGACGAGCCGGUCCUCAUUACCGACAAGACAGAAGAUUGCGGAGACUCGGACGACAUGGAAAAGAAGUCGAGCGGGCGCAGGUCCGGGAGGCGGAGGAAGUCGCAGAAAUCCACGGACUCCCCAGGUGCAGACGCCGAGCUGCCCGAGAGCGCGGCGAGGGACGACGCGGUGUUUGACUACGAGGUGGCGCCAAACGCGGCCACCGACAGCGUCUCUGCCGAAAAGAAAGUGAAAUCUCCGCCAGAGGCCCCCGACGGGGGCGUUGCCUCCGCCGGGAGCCCAGAGUCCAAGCCCAGCCCCAGCCCCAGCCCCAAAGGGCAGCUCCGAGGCGAGUCGGAGCGGAGCAAACAGCCGCUCCCGGCCUCGUCCCCCACCAAGAGGAAGGGCAGGAUCCGCGCCCCCGAGGCCGUGCCCGCGCCGCCCGCCAGCGGCCCGCGGGCUCCCAGCAAGGAGUCCCCACCCAAGAGGGCGCCCGACUCCGGCCCCGGCCCCGGCCCGGCCGCCAGAAGUGCGGCGGCCGACAGCGGGGAGGAGGCGGCGCGGGUGGUGCCCCGCGAGCUCACGGUCAGGAGCAGCUCGCUGCUGCCGGAGAUCAAGCCCGAGCACAAAAGGGGCCCGCUGCCCAAUCAUUUCGACGGCCGGGCAGAGGGAGGUCGAAGCAGAGAGCUGGGCAGAUCGGCCGGAGCCUCCGGACCUGCUGACGCCGACAGUUUGAAGCCCAGGAACCAUUUCGGUGCGGGCAGGUCGACGGUGACCACCAAAGUGACCCUCCCUGCCAAGCCCAAGCAUGUGGAACUAAAUCUUAAACCCCCUAAGAAUCUUGACAGUUUGGGAAAUGAGCAUAAUCCAUUUAGCCAGCCAGUUCAUAAGGGAAACACUGCCACGAAAAUCUCCUUAUUUGAAAACAAACGGGCAAAUAGUAGCCCAAGACACACUGACAUUCGAGUCACCAGGAACACUCCUGCUUCUAAUAAAACCUAUGUUGGGAGGGCGAAACUGAACUUAGCUAAAAAAGCCAAAGAAAUGGAGCAACCGGAAAAGAAAGUGACAGUAAACAGUCACCAGAACAGUGUGCUGGUGAGGGAAACCUCUGCAGAAGGCAAAGUGCCUCGCCCUGAAGAAGAGACUCUGCCAGCAGCCCGAGGAAGGCCAGGCGGGCCGACUGCAGAGCCAGCUCUUGGUUCUCAGCCUCACCAAGGUGCUGCCGCAGAUGUGCAGACAGAUGCCAGCUGCCCUUCAGAACCAGCGGCCACUGCGCUGAUUCCUGUGAAGGACCCUCAGCUCUUAAGAGAGGACAACUCAAAGACUGCUGCCAGUGAAAGAUGUGUACUUGAAAAUAUGACUGAUACAGCACAGGACAUCCCCGCCGCUGUUGAUACCAAAGAUGCACCUCCAGCAGCUUCACCGCAGGGUCAACUUCCUGACUCCCCGCCCCCAGCCCAGCCGUCUAACGGGCCUUCUCUGUCACUGUCAGCACCCUGUCCCGUGGACGCUCCCCAAAACGCGUGCGUCCACUCUCCCGUAAACGGUUUUCUGUGCACCAAUCUGAAAGUGUCAGAAAACCAUCGAGGAUGUAUUUUGCCUCAGGAUAAGGAAAACACGCCACUCUCCAAACUGGGAGGGGAAACAAGCCCUCCUUUGUCGGCAGAGCCCAGCCCAGAGACUGUGGGAAACGAGUGUCCAUCCAAGGUCCUGGUCCAGGUCAGGUCCUUCGUGCUCCCCGUGGAAAGCACCCAGGACAUAAGCUCCCACCUCAUCUCCGAGAGCUCUGAAGUUAGAGAAGUGCAGUUGCCAAGUUGUCACAAUAAUGAACUUGAGGUGGUUUCCGUUGCAAGUUGUGCUCCGCAGCAAGAGGAAGUAGUGGGCAACAGGAGCCCGUCACCCAAACAUGCUCAUUGCAAAGAGGAACGUGUGGCACAAUCUGCCCCAGAAGUCACGCCUUCAGACUCGAAGAGAACUCUGCCUCUUCAGGCUCAGACUCAGGGCCACAAAACACCCCUGACGACCGAAUUCAGUCCUCCUGUCACCCCCCACGGUGGAAAUCACUUACAUACUCUUCAAAGGCCAGGUGGAAGUGUUGUGAAUGGCCAGAGUAGCCCUGACAGUCUUUUGAACAAUUCUGCUAAUAGUGAUGACAGUGUGCUUGAUUCUUCUUCUGAUAUGGAAAAAUUCACUGAAAUUAUAAAGAAGAUGGACAGUGCCGUUUGUGUGCCCCUGAAGAAAAAGAAGGCCAGGGUGCCCAACUCUCCCGCCCCUCACUUUGCCAUGCCUCCAAUUCACGAAGACAAUUUAGAAAAGGUGUUUGAUCCCAACGUGUUUACCUUUGGGUUGGGGAAGAAAGAAAACCAAGGAGAAAUGUCACCGGCUUCACAUCUGAUGCAGAACCUUGACACAAAAUCCAAACUGAGACCCAAACGUGCAUCCACUGAGCAGAGCAUUCUCUUCAAGUCCUUGCACACUAACACCAACGGGAAAAACGAAACUGUCGUGACUCCAGCACCAAAUGACAAAGAGAACAGGGACGUCACCAAUGGUGGAGUGAAGAGAUCCAGGCUAGAAAAAAGCGCACUUUUUUCAAGCUUAUUAUCUUCUCUACCACAAGACAAAAUCUUUGCUCCCUCUGUGACAUCAGUCAAUACUAUGACCACAACUUUCAGCACUUCUCAGAACAGUUCCCUAUCUCAGCCUUCAGUGCCACAGCCCAUGACUGAGGGUGCCCCGCCCUGUGGUUCAAACAAAGAACAGCCAAAUCUUCCACCCAGCAACUCCUUAAAGGUCUUCAAUUUUGACUCAUCAAGUACAUCUCAUUCGGGUUUGAAAAGUCCAAGCCACGUGGAGAAAUACCUGCAAAAAGAGGAAACCAAGGAAGAUCUAGAUUCACGGAGCAACCUUCACUUGCCAGAAACUACAUUUUCUGAAUUUUCAAAACCGAAGAACAACGAAAAUAUGGAAAAGGCUAAUCAUAUAGAAAGUGUUUUUAAAUCAAGCCUGUCCAACUAUGGAAACAGUGACACCGACUUUGUGGGUCUUUUCAAAUCAAGCCGGUAUGACCCGAGCAUUUCUUUUUCUGGAAUGUCAUUAUCAGAUACAACGACCUUUAGAGGAAGUAUACAAAAUAAACUCAAUCCCCGACCUGGAAAGGUAGUGAUAUAUAGUGAACCCGAUGUCUCUGAGAAGUGCAUUGAAGUUUUCAGUGAUAUUCAGGAUUGCAGUUCCUGGGGCCUCUCUCCACUGAUACUCGUGAAAGUUGUAAGAGGAUGUUGGAUUUUGUAUGAGAAGCCAAAUUUUGAAGGGCACUCUAUCCCCUUAGAAGAAGGAGAACUGGAACUCUCUGGUCUCUGGGCUGUAGAAGAAGUUUUGGAAAAGAAUGAGGAAGCAGAGUCUGAUCGGCCCGUGAUGAUUGGUUCAAUCAGACUUAUGGUCCAGGAUUAUAGAAUUAGUCAAAUCGACUUAUUCACUGAACCAGACGGGUUGGGAAUCCUCAGUUCCUACUUUGAUGAUACCGAAGAAGUGCAGGGAUUUGGUGUAAUGCAGAAGACUUGUUCCAUUAAAGUCCAUCAGGGCACAUGGCUUAUUUAUGAAGAACCUGGAUUUCAGGGUAUCCCUUGCAUCCUGGAGCCUGGUGAAUACCCUGACUUAUCCUUCUGGGAUACAGAAGCAGCAUACAUCGGAUCCAUGCGGCCUCUGAAAAUGGGUGGCCGUAAAGUUGAAUUCCCUACAGAUCCAAAGGUAGUUAUUUAUGAAAAGCCAUUCUUUGAAGGAAAAUGUAUGGAACUAGAAACAGACAUGUGUAGUUUCGUCACAGACAGUGGUGAAACGGAAGAAACAACUGGAGGUGGUCGUUUGCCGUUCACGUCAGUGGGGUCCAUGAAAGUUCUAAGAGGCAUCUGGGUUGCAUAUGAGAAGCCUGAAUUUACUGGUCAUCAGUAUUUGCUAGAGGAAGGAGAAUACAGGGACUGGAAAGACUGGGGAGGUUACGACAGAGAACUUCAGUCUUUACGACCUAUCUUAGGUGAUUUUUCAAAUGCUCACAUGAUUAUGUACAGUGAAAAAAACUUUGGAUCCAAAGGUUCCAGUAUUGACGUAUUGGGGAUUGUUGCUAAUUUAAAGGAGACUGGAUAUGGAGUGAAGACACAGUCCAUUAACGUACUGAGCGGAGUAUGGGUAGCCUAUGAAAAUCCUGACUUCACAGGAGAACAGUACAUACUGGAUAAAGGAUUUUAUACCACUUUUGAGGACUGGGGAGGCAAAAAUUGUAAGAUCUCUUCUGUUCAACCCAUAUGUUUGGAUUCUUUCACUGGCCCAACGAGACGAAAUCAGAUUCACUUAUUUUCAGAACCACAGUUUCAAGGUCACAGUCAGUGUUUUGAAGAAACAACAAGUCAAAUUGAUGGUUCAUUUUCUACCAUGUCCUGCAGAGUUUCUGGAGGCAGCUGGGUGGCAUACGAUGGAGAAAACUUCUCUGGCAAUCAGUACAUACUGGAGGAAGGCCAUUACCCUUGUCUCUCUGCAAUGGGCUGCCUGCCUGGAGCAACUUUCAAGUCUCUUCGUUUCAUAGAUGUUGAAUUUUCUGAACCAACAAUUAUUCUUUUUGAAAGAGAAGACUUCAAAGGAAAAAAGGUUGAACUCAAUGCAGAAACAGUUAAUCUCCGAUCCCUGGGAUUCAACACGCAAAUCCGCUCUCUCCAGGUUAUUGGUGGCAUAUGGGUUACUUAUGAGUAUGGCAAUUACAGAGGUCGACAGUUCUUACUGUCACCAGCUGAAGUGCCUAAUUGGUAUGAAUUCAGUGGCUGUCGGCAAAUAGGUUCUUUACGACCUUUUGUGCAGAAACGAAUUCAUUUCAGACUUCGAAACAAAGCAACAGGGUUAUUCAUGUCAACCAAUGGAAACUUAGAGGAUUUGAAGCUUCUUAGAAUACAAGUCAUGGAGGAUGUCGGUGCUGAUGAUCAGAUUUGGAUUUAUCAAGAAGGAUGCAUAAAAUGCAGGAUAGCAGAAGACUGCUGCCUGACGAUCGUGGGCAGCCUGGUAACAUCCGGCUCCAAGCUCGGCCUGGCCCUGGACCAGAACGCCGACAGCCAGUUCUGGAGCAUGAAGUCGGAUGGCAGGAUCUACAGCAAGUUGAAGCCGCAUUUAGUUUUAGAUGUCAAAGGGGGUACACAGUAUGAUCAAAAUCACAUUAUCCUUAACACUGUCAGCAAUGAGAAGUUAACACAAGUGUGGGAAGCCAUGGUCCUGUAAACCUGAACGGAGAAUGCAGGAGGAAUCUUUCUGGAGGUCCUUCCAGCCAUCUUGCUUAAACAAAAGGACGAUGCUGACAGCCGGGCCAAUGUGAAAGUGGCUCUGCUGCUUCUUCAGUAACUCUAAGUUCAACCUGGAAUCACACUGCUGUGACUGAAUUGUCUCACCCUUUCAAAAGACUACAAUAGUUUUAAACUGAUCAUUUGUCUUCCUUUUAUUUCAUUUCCUUGUAGUAGCUGCUUAAUAGGUUGCCUUAUUAGCAGCUUUUGGGUGUUUUUUAAAAAUGUUACAGCAAGACAUCAAAACUAGAAACAUUUAAAAUUAUUUCCAAAGACAGUGACAGGACAGAACAGAAACAAGUUUACUGACUUUGUAGACCUACAAAUCCCUUAUACUUUAAAGGGAAGAAUAAAAGCUCAACUUUGUAAGGUAGGAGACUUUUUGGCAUCUGAGAAGAAAUACUUUAUUAUGCCUGUAAUAUUGGUUCUUGGCCUUAAUAUCUUUCAGAACCAUUAAUUAUGCUGCAGGGCAAAGUAGGAAAGCCUUAUAUAUGCAGAUAUAUUUUAAGGAACUCAGUAAGUAUAAAUAAAAUACUAUUUUCUUUCUGAUAUUAAAAACUGGUAAAUUUAUAAAAUUCCAUGUCCAUGUCUGCUAACAUUUACUAGCAGGAUUUGAAUUAUUUUACUCACCCGUAGAAUGUCACAAAGAGUUUAAUGCCUUUCUCGCAGCUGCUGCGGAAACACUAUUAUGUGCCCUGAUUUAUCAGCCCAAGGUUAUACAAUAUAUUGCUGAACUCAGACCCUUUAGUCUAAUUUCCUGCCUUCCUAUCUAGCUACCUCAGCCUUCCUAGUGGUCUUUCACAACCGUGCCCUGGGGCUCCACAGAAGGUGGGCAGCAUGUCUCUGCCUCCUGACAACAGAAUUGAGAGGUGUGAAACGGGGAUGACCAGCAAUUAUCUCCAGGAAGAAAAGGGAAAGAGACUUUAAUUGAUGUUCGUUGGCCAAAUCUUAGAACUCUGAGAACCCUAAAAUGCAAUAAGCAUGUCAAGAAUGCAAACUGAAACAGUCUAACUGCUGACGACACUGGUCCUCAGGCUGCUGUUGGAACAGUGGGCUCUAGUUUUGAACCAAAUUGCCAACACUUCCGUGAAUACAUGUCCUCUACUUUUUGGCCUCGUCACUGAAGACCAGUGCUCUUGUCAUUGGUAGAACCUUGCUUCCUCCUCACCUGUUCAGGUGUGUUUGUGGUUCUAAGAUGAUCCUCCCCAGAGUCUGUGGUGGGCGUGUACUGUCAUUAGAGCAGUAUCCUCAGUCUAAAGUCAGAUUUGCACUUGCACGAAGCCAUCCAGGAGGCGUGACCUACGAGGCUCUGAGCUUAGACCUUUUGUGCGUGUCAGUGCAGCAUGGCGGAGAAAGACAUUCCACGACAGCCUGUGAUCUUGAUUAAACUUGUUUCUGGUUAAUGACACUGAUGAAAUCCGAGAGAUGAAGCUGCUGAAUGGACUCUUAACGCUCAAUGAGUCGGCCAGCAUAUAAGACCAAAGUGCCUGAUGAUGAGACGGGCUGAGGAUGCUUCAAUAUUAACCGCCCUCCUUCUACACUGGGUUAUUUCUGGGGGUGGAAACAAGGGUGAGGGAGGUCCUGGCUCAAAUAUUUUGCCCCCUUAUGGUCACCUGGGAGCCCUCAUGAGAAAAGAGCUGUACCUACUCCAGACAAAGUCCAGAGGAGCUGGUAUUUACAACUGGCAAAUCGUGUCAUAGUCUUUUGAAAUACACCCGUACUAAAACCAGUAAUUCUAGAGAAAAGCCUGCUUCCAACACGCUACUAAAUGAAGGCCGAACAGGAAUAAAUCAAGCAGAAAUGUUCUCAACAGUUCUGUAUCAAAGGCUCUAGAAGCUACCGCACAGUCCUAGGUACAAGUCCAGCAGGAAAGAAAUCACUUACCUCAAGCAAAUGGAAAAGACUAGAGGUUCAGAGUGAGCAUUGCAAUAGCCUGGCUGGUGAAACACCUGAAUGUAAGCAUCUGAGAUCAGAUCGUAGGGAGCUUUGGACGCUACUGGAAUGGCUGCAGUUUCCACAGAAAGGCUUCAGAGAAACAUGUUUCCAUUGCUGAAGGAGUCCCAGCCCUUAUGCAGAAUGUAAGGGUUUAAAAAAGUUCUUUGGCUUCCUUUUAAGAGAGUAAACGAAUUAUGGGCCACAUUUUUUUUUUUUUUUUGUAGAGACAGAGUCUCACUGUACCGCCCUUGGGUAGAGUGCCAUGAUGUCACAUGGCUCACAGCAACCUCUAACUCUUGGGCUUACGCGAUUCUCUUGCCUCAGCCUCCCAAGCAGCUGGGACUACAGGCGCCCGCCACAACGCCCGGCUAUUUUUUUGUUGUUGCAGUUUGGCCGGGGCUGGGUUUGAACCCGCCACCCUAGGCAUAUGGGGCCAGCGCCCUACUCACUGAGCCACAGGCGCCGCCCCUGGGCCACAUUUUUAUGUAUGACUCUAAGAGAUUCAAAACUUUGAUGGCUAUGAUCACCACAUUAGGGUGGAGGAAUAAAAACAAAAGGAAAGCUUGGCCAGUGGGCAAAGUGCUCAUUGAUGAAUUCAAGGAGGAGCUGGCCUUACAUAAUCUCGUCAUGCUGAUAUCCAUCUGAAAACUGCCAGUUCCAGUAUCCCAUGAACCUUAAGAUGAUGAAGUAGAGUGUAAGCUACCAGAACAGGUGCUACGGCCACCCGCAAAGCAGGUGUGGACGAACAGCUGGAAAGAGACUAGACAUGGCUCCCACCGCAGGGACUGUGGACAAGUCCAAAUGCUGGUACUUU